Molecule: messenger RNA, 3844 nt
Organism: Drosophila novamexicana
Lineage: Eukaryota; Metazoa; Arthropoda; Insecta; Diptera; Drosophilidae
Gene: elg1
Exons: 3
Coding region: 113-3580 (1155 amino acids)
Cellular component (GO): nucleus
Molecular function (GO): DNA binding; DNA clamp unloader activity
Source: RefSeq, a predicted model, not a curated record
AGUACCAUCUACACACACACACACACACACACACACACACACACCACACACUGACACACAUACAGACUUUAAACUAUGUACGAAUGUAAAAAAAAAGAGAAGCGCCACAAAAAUGACUGAUGUAAAUUGUUUUACAAGUGAGCUUACAACAACAACAACAACAACAACAACAGCAGCAAUAGCAACUUUAACCACGCCCACAAAAAAUGUACUGGACCAAUCGCCCACAUCGCCGUUUAUACUAAGAGCACCGCCCAGCGCCAAAUCCAAAUUAAUUUUACAGAACAUGGAGGAAGUGCUAAAUACGGUGAAGCAAAAGCAUCGCGAGAAGCACAAGCGAAAGCGCGAGGAGAAACGACGCGCCGCAAUGCUGGCGGAAGCGGAUACGGAACAAACAACAACAGCAACAACAACAACAACAACCAACGGCCGCCACGUGCUGCGCGAGAAAACGUCGCGGGAGAAUGGCAUUGGCCACCCCAAGCGCAAAUCCCAUGCAAGUCCCCUAAAGAGCAGCACUCCCCACGGCACGGAGCAACAGUCGUCCAUUAUGAAGCACUUUGCCAAGGCUGCAGCGCCCGCAAAAUCUGCUACCAAUGUGUUUGAGCUAAUGAUGAAUGCGCGCAAUCGUUCCCUGGGCACCAAUGCCAAUGGCCAGGCAGCAGUGGAGCCAGCCGAGGCGGAGGCCACAACCUCGCCGCCCCAGAGCAAACGCAGGCAGCUGCUGCAGGAGUGGAACGAACGCAAGGGCGGCGCCAAGCGUCGCCUGGCCGAGGAGGCACGUGAAGAGUACAUCGAGCAGCAAAUGGAGCAGCGCGCCAAGCGUUUGAAGAAAAUGCUGACGCAACCGGCGGCGCCGAGUGGGCCGAAGGAGUCGAGUGGCCAGGAGGCGCAGCCAGUCAAACGUUUGCGAGGACGUCCACGCACGCGGCGACCCAGCGCGGAUGUGGAUGCGCAGCUGCCGGUUAGUCCUCCCAGCGUCGAAACGGAGACUGUGCAGUUGCUGGCCAAGCUCUGCUCGCCCGUCAAGAAGCGCGACAGUCUGCUGGGCUAUUUUGCCAAGCUGGGGUCGCCACAAAAUGCGGCAGAAGCCGCAAAGCAGGAUGUGGAAACACUGGAGACGCCCAAGCGGCGGCCGCGUGCCAAGAAAUCCAUGUCCAAUACGCCAGCAAGCGUAGCCGAAACGACUUCAACAACACCUUCGGGUCGACCGCGACGCUCGUGUGCGACAAAAGCGCGCUACGACUAUGACCUAGAGCCGAGUCCCACCAAGGCGAAGCAAACGCCGGCGCCUGCAGCUGAUGACUCCAUAGAGAUCAUUGAAUUGGACACGAGCAAUCCGGCGGCAACGCCCAAGAAGCUGGCGCCUCUGUUCGUGCGGCAACUGCCCAAGCCCAGUCCAGAUCCGACAGUGUUGCGUGCACGCCAGGAAUUCCUGCACUCCGGCGUGCCGGAGAAGCUCAGGCAGGAACAGCAGCGCCAGCGUUGCUUUGACCAAUAUUACGAGGAGAGUUACGAGCUCUUUCCGCGCAUAGCACACGUGGGCGGCACGCGUCUGGAGGCAAGCCUCAGCGCGUCCCUGCAGCUGCGUCAGGAGGAGGAGGCGCAGCAGCAGCCGGCAAUAGUGCGUAAAACCAGUACGGGCAGCAUAACUGGCUGCACUGCAGCGGACUUUGUGCCGAGCAAGAGGAAGAAGAGCGUGUCCAGUUGGACGCCGCUGCCGCAGCUGGACAAUAAGCGCACGCUGGUCAAGAACUGGAAGAGCACCUUCGAACGUUUUCCCACCUUCAAGUGCUACAAUCAAAUGCGCGAAAAGUACAGACAUUUCAGCGCCAUAGACGCGGCGCAGGACACACAGCCGAUGGGUGAAUCAUUUGUGGUGACACGGCGCACACGACGCUCGCUCGAACAGCAGCAGGAGCAGCAGCGCGAGCAGGCCGAGGAGCACUUCCGGCCACCGGCAUUGGCGCCGAACGGCGAGCUGCUCUUCACGGAGAAGUACAAGCCGCUGCUGUUCGAGCAGGUGCUGGUCAAUCUGACGCCCGUGCAAGAGCUGCGCGACUUUCUGGCCAAUUGGCAUGGUGCUGGCGCUGGCCAGCGCAACUCGCAAACGCUCGACGACAACUCCUCCAUGGACUUUGGCAACGAUUCCAGCUCAAUGGGCGCCAGCUGCAAUACUAUGGUGUUGCUGGGUCCCUGUUCCAGCGGCAAAACCAAUGCCGUCUUCGCCCUGGCCAACGACAUGAACUUCAAUGUGCUGGAGAUAAAUGCGGGCAUGCGACGGACGGGCAAAAAGCUGAUACAGGAGCUGCAGGAGGCCACGCAGUCGCAUCAGAUACGCAAGGAGGCCAAGGCGGGCGGACAGCUGCUCCAAAAGCUGCAAAUGAACGGCCUGAAAGCGAAGCGCAGCCAGGGUGACGAAGAUGUGCGCAAAUCUCUCAUCUUGAUCGAGGAUGCGGACAUUGUUUUCGAUAAUAUCGAUGCAGGCUUUACGGACGCCAUCUACACGCUCGCCGCCAGCUCCAAGCGACCCGUCAUCAUAGUCGCCACCGAUCCCAACUGUGCCCAUUUGCAGCGUCUAAUGCAACAGAAUACGAUUAAGUUUCAGGCGCCGAAUGCGCUAAAUAUCUCACGUUUUCUGGCCGUGCUGUCGCUCAUGGAGAACUGUCCCAUUGAGCUGGACGAACUGAUAUCCCUCUAUCUGUACAAUCAUCAGAAUCUGCGCAAGACCCUCAUGGAGCUGCAGUUCUUCAUACAGAGCGGCGGCGAUGGACAGCGUAGCCGAGGCAGCUCGCAGCCGCCGCCCACCAGCAACUCGCCCAGCCGAUCGCCGCGCCUGUCCACGCUGUCUGGCGUCCAUAUACAUCAGCAGCUGUUCGAGUUCUAUACGACGGCACAGAAUGUGCGUCAUUUUGUGCCGUUUCCCGUUGACUUUCGCCUGCUGCGCCUCAAUCUGAACGAGCUGCUGCGCCAUUCGACGCUGCUGCAGCACACGCAAUCGCCGGGUGCGUCCGUGUCCAGGCGCAGCGCCAAACGCAAGUCGUGUUCACCAAAGAAGGCGUGGCUCAGCACAGCCACGCACAAUAAGAGCGAACCGCUCCAAACGCUGGCCACCUUCUAUGAGCAUCUGUCGACGGCCUCACUGCUGGAUGUCUCGGGUCUGGAGCGGAGCAAUGAUCGACUGCAGCCGCAUCUGGCCGAGCAGCUGGCGCACACGUUAGUCGAGUGUGCGGUCAGCACGUGUCUGGCAUCCAAAAACUAUGCCUACAAUCUGUUUGAUAAGCCGACGCAGCGUCUUAAUCUGAUGGAUCAAUUGGGGAGCAGUUGUCGGAGCAGCUGUGCCCGCGUCCUGGACUAUGAGCCGGCCAUGCGUGCGAUUUGUCGCAGCGAGAAGCAGCGCGCCGGAUUGGAGCGCCGGUCGAGUCGUUUCUAUCACUAUUUGCGGAAUCAUGCGUCGAACAGUGUGACCAGCUUUUCGACAGAACUAUAUGAGGCCGCCUGCCAGGUGCUGCAGGAGGAGCCGAAUGUGGAGCAGGAGCAGCCGCAGCCGCAGAGUACGUCCCAAGAUGUAGUCGAAUAAUAGUGCAAAUUCUAUGUUGGAAGAUUGGAGGUUGGAGUUCAUUCGGUGAUACGCCUCCCCCCCGCGACCGCCCUGCGCCCGCCCACACGAUAAGUGGCAAAUGGAAAAUUUAUUCAUAUUGCGUUACGCAACAAAACGUUGAUCUUUUUCUUAUUCUAGACGAUAUUAGUUAAUGACUAUAUGCCGGGCGCCCGCUGCUCUUCAGUUCUAGACAACUACACAAUAAUUAUACACUAAACGACCUGAGCUAUGUUAAUAAACAAA